Coffea eugenioides is the source of this 1748-nucleotide messenger RNA. Its product is annotated as 7-deoxyloganetin glucosyltransferase-like. The record is from RefSeq and is a predicted model, not a curated record. NCBI's taxonomy places the organism in Eukaryota, Viridiplantae, Streptophyta, Magnoliopsida, Gentianales, Rubiaceae. The transcript has 2 exons. Gene Ontology annotation, molecular function: UDP-glycosyltransferase activity. The coding region runs from base 95 to 1537 and encodes 480 amino acids.
GCUAGUCAACGUCCUCUCCCCUCCCCAGCCCAAUUUUUCCUCUUGCUACCCAUCCCACACUGUAGCCGUAAGACAGUGGAGUUGAAUCUGUAGAAUGGCAGAGGCUAUUAAGCCCCAUGCAGUUUGUAUAGCAUAUCCACAUCAAAGCCACAUCAAAGCCACAAUGAAUCUAGCAAAACUCCUCCACCACAGGGGCUUCUUCAUUACUUUUGUUAACACAGAUUUCAACCACAAACGGUUGCUCAGAUCUAAAGGUCCAAGUUUUCUGGAGUGCUUGCCGGACUUCCGUUUCGAAACUAUCCCAGAUGGCCUGUCUCCUUCUGAUUCAGAUUCCAGCCAAGACGCUAGUGCCCUUUGUGAAUCCAUUAUGCACAACUUUCUUGCUCCCUUCAGGAACCUCCUUGUGAAACUCAACGAGAAUCCCUCCACUGAAAAUCCUCCAGUGACUUGCAUAGUCGCUGAUGGUUUAAUGUUUUUCACUUUUGCUGCAGCUGAAGAAUUUGGCAUUCCUGUUGCUGCUAUCUUCACCCUGGCAGCUUGUGGAGUAAUGGGCUAUUACAAGUUUUGUUCUCUCUUUGAAAAUGGUCUAGCACCACUGAAAGAUGUGCGCUACUUAAAAAAUGGUUACUUGGAAAACACUAGCAUACAAUGGAUUGCAGAAAAGAGUAUUCGUCUGAAAGAUCUUCCAAGCCGUCUCCGAACAGCAGAUCCUAAUGAUGUCCUGUUUCACUUUCUGAUGGAAUCAGCUCAGGAUGCUUCAAAAGCUUCGGUAGUAAUUAUCCACACUUUUGAUGCCUUGGAGAAAGAGAUAUUAGAAUUUCUAUCUUCCAAGUAUCCACUUGUUCAUGCUAUUGGACCCCUUAGCUUGCUCCUGAAUAAGAUUCCUAAAGAAAACCCCUUAAACUCUCUUGAUUGUAACAUGUGGAAAGAAGAAGCAGAGUGUCUUCAGUGGCUCAACCGCCAGAAGCAUAGUUCUGUUCUUUAUGUAAAUUUUGGUAGUGUCAUAGCCCUUACGCCAGAGCAGCUGGGAGAGUUCUGUUGGGGUAUAGUUAAUAGCAAACAUCCAUUCCUGUGGAUUAUAAGGCCUGAUCUGGUUGAUGGGAAAUCAUCAGCUUUGCCAGAUGAAAUUUUGGCAGAAACUAAAGAUAAAGGCUUUCUAGCUGGCUGGUGCCCACAAGAGAAAGUGCUCAAUCAUCCUUCAGUAGGGGGAUUUUUGACACACAGUGGCUGGAAUUCGACAAUUGAGAGCUUAUCAUCUGGAGUGCCAAUGAUCUGUUGGCCAGUUAAUGCAGAUCAACAGAUUAACUGCAGGUAUGCCUGCUCAGAGUGGGAAGUUGGCCUCGAAAUAGAGCAAGAAGUUAAAAGGGAUGAAGUCGAGAGAGUUGUAAGGGAGUUGAUGGAUGGUGAGCAAGGAAAAACACUGAGAAAUAAGGCAAAAUAUUGGAAGAAAGUUGCAGAAGAAGCCACCAGUGAAUAUGGAUCAUCAUCACUAAGCAUGGAUCAAUUAGUAAAAAUACUAUCCGCAUCAAGAAAUUAAAUUGUUUACUAGCUAUUUGUAAUGAAGUGGAACUUUAGCUGCAUGAAGAAGUCUAUAUAUUAUCAAAUUUAGAACAAAGACUUGAUCUAUGAUCACAAGUAGUAAUAAAAUAAUGGACAAUGCUUCAAUGUGGAUAGUUAUGGUAAUAAUAUUGGGGCAACCUUCUACUAUUGUAGGUUUCUAUUAACAUUAGCGACAUAUUAGGUUUUUU